Molecule: messenger RNA, 2023 nt
Organism: Gymnodraco acuticeps
Lineage: Eukaryota; Metazoa; Chordata; Actinopteri; Perciformes; Bathydraconidae
Gene: sgca
Product: sarcoglycan, alpha
Exons: 12
Coding region: 633-1832 (399 amino acids)
Cellular component (GO): sarcoglycan complex; membrane
Molecular function (GO): calcium ion binding
Source: RefSeq, a predicted model, not a curated record
UCUGUCUUCAUCAUGGUCACUCAGGCGUCGCAACGGAUGCUCAGCGACGGCAUGUCUCCUUUCUCAACCCCCGGUGGCAAAUCUGUGUUAUCCACCAGCAGCCGAUCCGAGCAAGGUGGCGCCCAGACUACACCGGCAGAUGGGGAGAAACAAAAACAACAGAUCGUAUUAAAGGCCUGCUUGCAUCCGCUGCAAUUCAAUGUAAAGGAGAAAGUGAGCACGAUGCAUCUGUCAUUAGCUUGCCAUUACCACAAUGUAAACCUCAACGAUAAAUGCAUUAGUCAUAAAAACACAUAUUUGCACAGAAAAGAAGAACAGUAAUGAGCAGCCGAUUUACCGCAGUUGACGACAGAUUGCUUACGUUUAAUCCCUUUUUACAGGCAGCAUCAUUUUGAUCUCUUCCCUCCGUGAGCUGCAGAUUUCUGGUCCUCCUCUCGCAGCGGCAGAGCGCUGCUGCAUGGAGCCGGGAGCCGCCGGGUCCUAGUGCCCGUGGAUUAGAGACAAAUCAGGGAUAUCAAGGGGACAUCUCCCCGGAUGUUAUGAGGUGAGUGAGGCAAAAAUAGCUCUGACAUGUCUUCUGCUGUGACCAAGCCCCUCUCCGCUUGGCCCUGUCAAUCACAGACCCAAACAAGAUGGCAGGCUGCAGGAGCUGGCUCCUCUGUUUAACAGUUUGUGCUGUCAGUUUCUUUGAGGCAAAUGCAGAGAUCAAAGUUACCAUUCCUGUGGGGAAGUUAUUUACAUACGAGCUGCUGAGAGAGUAUUUCCAGAAUGACUUUGAACCUUUGUCAAAACUCUACGCUGGCCGCUUGUAUGAUGACCCCAUGAUUUUUAAGUGCAACCAGCAGAGUUUCCCAGACCUCCCAGAGUGGCUGCGCUUCACCCAGAGGCACCCCUACGAUAAUGGAUUCCUGUACGGCACGCCAACUGCUCCAGGAAAAACUAUAAUUGAGAUCUUUGCCAUUAACAAACGAAGCUAUGAAGCAGCCAGACACAUACUGGUGAUCAAAGCCACUGCAGAGAAGAUUCUGCCUUAUGAAGCUGAGUUCUUCAUCAAGCUGAGGGAGAUUGAGAAGGUGCUGCCCUCUUCUGUUCAGGAUGAGAUAAAGCAUGAUCUACAGAAGCUGUGGGACACGGAGGAGUUGGAAAUAGUGAACAUCACAAACGCCCUGGACCGCGGCGGCAGAGUUCCCCUCCCGCUGGCAGGACACUUUGAAGGUGUGUAUGUGAAGGUGGCCUCGGAGCAGUAUUUCUCAGAUUGUCUCCUGAGGGUGCUGACUGCAGAGCAUGAAAAGCAGUGCACAGCUGGAGCCAAGGUCAAGGUCCCCGGAGAAUGUAACUUCUGCAGCAUUCCCAGCAACUGCAUCACCUGGUGCAAGACGGAGCUGUUUGAUCUGACUAAGCAGGCAACGGCUCCGCCCGCUCCCCCCGUGGGCUCGGGGAUUCUGGAGGACGGAGGAGACUUCAACCCCCCCGAGUCUCCCCCGAGCAGAGACUUCUUCCCGGACUACAUCGUGACAGUGAUCGUGCCGCUGUUCCUCGCCAUCAUCCUGUGUCUCCUGCUGGCCUACGUCAUGUUCGGCAGACGAGAGGGAGUUAUGAAGAGGAAUGCAAGAACGAACCAGAUUCAGCUGUACCACCACCACACCAUCCACGGGAACACUGACGAGCUGAGGAACAUGGCGGGACAGCGUAGUUCUGCUUCUCCUCUGUCCACACUGCCCAUGUUCAACAGCCGCACUUUGGACCGGGCCCCACUGCGGGGUGACAGCCCCAGCAUCCCCCUCAUCCUGGCCCAGCAUGAUCCAUACAGCGACACGCUGCCCAGGAAAUGAGAAGAUGGAUAAAGCCUAACCCUUUCCCUUUGUGUCAUUCAUAAAGUCUAUGGUUAUAUAUUUGCAGUGGUAAAUCUUUUUUUUUUCUUAAAGUAAAAUAGUAGUUUGUAAAGUUGUUAUUUGCUGUUUAUGACUUAGUUUUUUCCGCCAUCUUUAACUGCCAAUAAAAAAAGAUCAGAAGUCACAUUCUU